Messenger RNA from Rhea pennata, 1029 nucleotides. RefSeq names its product Rab interacting lysosomal protein like 2 (gene RILPL2). NCBI's taxonomy places the organism in Eukaryota, Metazoa, Chordata, Aves, Rheiformes, Rheidae. The record is from RefSeq and is a predicted model, not a curated record. Gene Ontology annotation, molecular function: protein dimerization activity. The coding region runs from base 53 to 763 and encodes 236 amino acids. The transcript has 4 exons.
CCCUCCGGGAAGCGGGCAGGGCCGGACAUGCCGCCUCGCCGCGGCCUUCCCCAUGGGAACGCCGGGGGGGCCGAGCCGCCCGCAGGCCCCGCCGCCGGCGCCGCCCCGGCCGCCGCGGGAAGGGAGCUGGCGCCGGGCCUCGCCGGGCAUGCAGCGCCGCCGGGAGGAGGAGGAGGAGGAGGAAGGCGGCCCGGAGAGCGCGCUGGCCAAGAGCCCCUUCCAGCUGACGGCCGGGGAUGUCUACGACAUCUCCUCCGUGGUGGGCAGGGACCUGCUGCAGCUGGGCGGCGGCCGCGCCGUGCCCGCCGCCGUGGCGCGGCUGCAGUUCAGGAUCGUGCGGGUGCUGGAGAUGCUGGAGGCGCUGGUGAGCGGCGGCGGCGGCGCGGCCGAGGAGCGGCUGCGCGCCGAGCGGGACAGCCUGAGGCAGGAGGUGGAGGCGCUGCGGAACCCGGGGCCGCGGGGCAGCGGCCAGCAGCUCAGCCUUGGGCCAGACAAAAUGGUAAUAGACCUCACAGAUCCAAAUCGCCCCCGGUUCACAUUACAGGAGCUGCGAGAAGUACUGCAAGAGCGUAACCAGCUGAAAGCUCAACUUCUUGUGGUGCAAGAGGAGCUACAGUGCUAUAAGAGCGGGAUCAUCUCACAGAGAAGGGACCAAACUGAGAAACUGGAAACAGAAUCCAGUGGCAACAGCCCUGGCACCAGUAAGGACAGCAAAGACAAGACUAUCAUCAAACGACUGUUCUCUUUCAAACAUGGAAAAUGAACAUGAGUGAGAACUUAACCACUUCUGCUCAGAAAUGGCACUGUUUAAAGCGUCUAAAGGAGCUGAGAGAAGUCAAGCAUUGGAGGCAUCACUCUUACUACAGAGAAUAAGCAGUCUCAUGAAUAUUGUUUUUGUAUAUUUUUUCAGAAUAGAUUCUACUUUUCUUUUUCAGAAACUGUUUUAUGACGAUCAUACUUCUUCCAUUUGUUAGAUUCCUGCUAGACAUUCCUCCAUGGAGAGAAUAAAGAUUUAUACAAUUUUUUUUA